This is a messenger RNA of Penicillium verrucosum, 234 nucleotides long. RefSeq lists its product as uncharacterized. Lineage: Eukaryota; Fungi; Ascomycota; Eurotiomycetes; Eurotiales; Aspergillaceae. The record is from RefSeq and is a predicted model, not a curated record. The transcript has a single exon. The coding region runs from base 1 to 234 and encodes 77 amino acids.
AUGUUCAACAAGUCCUCCAACUCGUCUUCCAAGGCCACAUCGAGCGCAGCCUCAACACACUCCACCGUUUCCACAGCCACAACUCUCAAUUCAGCUGACCCGUCAACCAAGAACCACAAGUGGUACUCGCUCAGCUCUAAGUCCUCGAAGUCCGAUUCCAGUAAGAUCGCCAUAGACCUUCAGAAGAAGAAGCUGCACAACGAGGCUCUUGCCAGCUACUUCAGCAUGCGCUAA